UGGGAAUUGACAGUCGAUUUAUGGAGAGAGUUAUCUGCGAAAUGGCCGUUGACUUAUUGGGAUGAUUGGCUCAGACGACAAGACGUUCGUCAAGGCAGAGUCUGUAUACGGCCUGAGGUGUCACGAACAGCUCACAAUAAUAAGGUUGCGGGUAAGGGAACGAGUGGGUACGUUGUAUGA
Molecule: messenger RNA, 180 nt
Organism: Anisakis simplex (herring worm)
Lineage: Eukaryota; Metazoa; Nematoda; Chromadorea; Rhabditida; Anisakidae
Source: the annotation of a GenBank genome assembly